Messenger RNA from Clunio marinus, 576 nucleotides. NCBI's taxonomy places the organism in Eukaryota, Metazoa, Arthropoda, Insecta, Diptera, Chironomidae. The record is from the annotation of a GenBank genome assembly.
AUGUCUAAAGAAUGUGCAAAAACAACCUUGAAUAAUUAUUUAACACAUUUAGUUCAUUUGCUUUAUCUCAUUGAAUUUGAUAAUGUUGAAGCUUGUCUCAACAUAUUACGACAGCACUCAGUACCGGGCACAGACAGUAUCACGGCCAAUGAUAUCAUUGGUGGUCGAUUAAAAGCCGUUUUAUCACUUUUCUUUGGAUUAAGUAAAUAUAGACAAUUGAAAGCACCAAGUGUAAGGCCACAAUCGCAGAUAUAUCAAUCAACUUCAGAAAUGAUGUUAACGAAAGAAAGUUUUAUGUUGAAGAAUAUUCGAUUAGCUCCUAAAAAUAGACUCAACAAUAAGACUACUAGUUUACAUAAUCAUAAUGUAAAUGGAUGUUUUAUGUCGCCAUCCUACGAAGCAAACGAUUGCCACCAAAGAAAGAAAGAAAGACGAACAGCAAACGAUGAGUGCUCCAGUUCCCAAAAGGCUUCAUACGACUCAUUAGCUCGAAAUGCUUCCCAUUCCCAGGCGCGCGCCAAGCCGAAAAAUUGGUUAACAAAGCCGAAAAUCCUUAAAUGUAAUCAAGACUCUUGA